This is a messenger RNA of Leishmania braziliensis MHOM/BR/75/M2904, 615 nucleotides long. RefSeq lists its product as hypothetical. The record is from RefSeq and is a predicted model, not a curated record. NCBI's taxonomy places the organism in Eukaryota, Euglenozoa, Kinetoplastea, Trypanosomatida, Trypanosomatidae. The transcript has a single exon. The coding region runs from base 1 to 615 and encodes 204 amino acids.
AUGAAGCCACAUGGAUUAGCUGCAGUGCCUUCCAUUGUGCAACCAUCGCCGUUCCUCACUCGCGCAAUAUGUGCCCUUUACUGGAAAGACACGUUUCUUGGCAGCUGCGUCGCCAUUGCCCCGUCCAUUGUGAUGACUGCGGGUCAUCACUACAAUGCAGUCCGCGACGAUGUCGGCGACUUCAGCGUGCUGACACGGCCAGGACACUGGGCGGCAGUCAACUACGCGUCAAAAGAUAGCGCAUAUGACGUUGUGGUGUUCUGGCUCUGCGAGGAGGUGACAACGCACACCGCACUGCGAGGGUAUCUUCCCUCCGUAGGGGCGCAGGUGGCGACUGUAUGGUUGUCCCCUAGGCCGCCACACGACGCGAUUGUGUCGCCAGGCGUCGUGAUUGAGAGCGAAGCCGAUAAAUGCGUGGCGCGCGGCACUGUGAGUACGACUGGGUCGAGCGGCGCACCUGUUGUGGACGUCUUUGGUGAACACAUUGUCGGUCUCCAUCUCACGUCCAACACGCGUGACGGCUCACGUGUUUCUGGCUUCAUACCGUCGCGCAAGCUGGUCUCUCUUUUCGCGGAGAUGUGGGUCGAGCACGCCCGUGUGACGUCGUCUUCAUAG